Molecule: messenger RNA, 411 nt
Organism: Cylicostephanus goldi
Lineage: Eukaryota; Metazoa; Nematoda; Chromadorea; Rhabditida; Strongylidae
Source: the annotation of a GenBank genome assembly
AUGUCAUGGAAAGAGCAUCUAGAAGCGAUUAACAGUGAAAUGGCUAAAUCGCUUGAAGACGUCAUCAAGAACUCCACCGAACCAAUCACGAUCUUUGUGCCUCCCAGUGAUAAUGAUACGGUACUGUUUUCUUCAAUAUUAGAUUUUCAUUUGAAGGUCCUGACUGCCGAGAUGUCAAAAAACCACGUGGUCAUCGGAGACGUUUUGGAAGAUUUCCAGCAAGCUUCUACCAUUAGAACAGAAGCUGGAUCUAAGCCACAACGUCGUCGUCGUGGGCAAAUUGCCUGUUCUAGAAUCACCUCGGAAAGUGUGAAAGGUUGUCGAGCGGCGCUUCAGUUUAUUGAUAAGGUAGAUGCGUUUACAGUGCACUUUUUGAGAAUUACUCCUCAAAUAAAGAAGUCCCUUCCUUGA